Molecule: messenger RNA, 3220 nt
Organism: Carlito syrichta (Philippine tarsier)
Lineage: Eukaryota; Metazoa; Chordata; Mammalia; Primates; Tarsiidae
Gene: ANKRD13C
Product: ankyrin repeat domain 13C
Exons: 11
Coding region: 27-1022 (331 amino acids)
Cellular component (GO): cytoplasm
Source: RefSeq, a predicted model, not a curated record
GAAACACUCCUUUACAUCUUGCUGUGAUGUUAGGAAAUAAAGAAUGUGCCCAUUUACUUUUGGCUCACAAUGCUCCAGUAAAGGUGAAAAAUGCUCAGGGAUGGAGCCCUCUGGCGGAAGCCAUCAGCUAUGGAGAUAGACAGAUGAUUACAGCUCUUUUAAGGAAGCUUAAGCAGCAAUCCAGGGAAAGUGUUGAAGAAAAACGACCUCGAUUACUAAAAGCCCUGAAAGAGCUAGGUGACUUUUAUCUAGAACUUCACUGGGAUUUUCAAAGCUGGGUGCCUUUACUUUCCCGAAUUCUGCCUUCUGAUGCAUGUAAAAUAUACAAACAAGGUAUCAAUAUCAGGCUUGACACAACUCUCAUAGACUUUACUGACAUGAAGUGCCAACGAGGGGAUUUAAGCUUCAUUUUCAAUGGAGAUGCAGCGCCCUCUGAAUCUUUUGUAGUGUUAGACAAUGAACAAAAAGUUUAUCAACGAAUACACCAUGAGGAAUCAGAGAUGGAGACAGAAGAAGAGGUUGACAUUUUAAUGAGCAGCGAUAUUUACUCUGCAACUUUAUCAACCAAAUCAAUUUCUUUCACACGUGCCCAAACAGGAUGGCUUUUUCGGGAAGAUAAAACAGAAAGAGUAGGAAACUUUUUGGCAGACUUUUAUCUGGUGAAUGGACUUGUUUUAGAAUCAAGGAAAAGAAGAGAACAUCUCAGUGAAGAGGAUAUUCUUCGAAAUAAGGCCAUCAUGGAGAGUUUGAGUAAAGGUGGAAACAUAAUGGAACAGAAUUUUGAGCCGGUACGAAGACAGUCUCUUACUCCUCCUCCCCAAAACACUAUUACGUGGGAAGAAUAUAUAUCUGCUGAAAAUGGAAAAGCUCCUCAUCUGGGCAGAGAAUUGGUGUGCAAGGAGAGUAAGAAAACAUUUAAAGCUACCAUAGCCAUGAGCCAGGAAUUUCCCUUGGGGAUUGAGUCAUAUACCCGUGUUUCCCACGAUCACAGCCACUGUGACUUUUCAGGAGUUUCGAUAUGAUGAGUUUGAUGGCUCUAUCUUCACUAUACCUGAUGACUACAAGGAAGAUCCAAGCCGUUUUCCUGAUCUUUAGCUGACAUGGAAAAUGAGGCUACCUAACCAAGGAAAGAGGAUAGAGACCCCAGAAGUGGACCUAAAUAGGAGGAGGGACACAUGUUUUCAGUGAAGAAAAGGGAAUUAUACAUUGAAUCGACACAUCAGUGAUAUGAUAAAAUGAAAUGGGCCUCUAAUAAGAAUUUCAGCAAGUUUUCUGAUGUGCCAUUUUCAGUCUUUUUAAAAAUACACAUAUUAUAAGUGUAAUAGUUUGACACAUUAAUGACCCUAAGACCUUCGUAUGUAAAGCAGCUAUGAGUGCUGUGAUUUGUUUUUAAAAAUUUUUACACUUCUUGUUGAAAUAUAUAUGCAUAUAAAUAUAUCUAUAUCUAUAUCUAAAACACUCCUGGACCAUUAACGUAAAUUAAAUGUCUUAAGAAAUAUGAAGCCCUUUUAAAUGUGUCAUCUUAUAUUCAAGGUGACAUUUAUAAAUAUUCCCUCAAGCUUUGUUUUCAUAGAAUGUAAACUAUGUAACAUUAUGUAUAGUUCAGUAAUUUGAAUGUUCGAUAUAAUGAACUAGAAGGAAUGCAGUUUUCUGUAGAUAAAUGAACCAAAUGGUAACCAUUAAACAAUUGCAUAUAUAUGUUGCAAUACAUUUCAGAAGGAGCGUUCACUCUUCAGGGAAUAAGGUACCUCCUUUAGCACCUUAGUGCAAUUCAUUGUGGUGCUAUUUGUUUUUACCUGAAUUAUUUCUCCAAUGGAAAAUGUUUGGUACUAAUCUUCCUUUCAUAGAACCUCUAUUUUUUUUCUAAACUUGAGUUUAAGAGUCUUGUUAUGUUCAUAUAUGAUAUUUAGCAUGCUUAAAGAUACUCCUCUUCCAAAUCGUAGCACUUUAAAAAAAAAAAAAAAAACUCCAAAUUUUUUAACUUGCUUCCUAAUAAGUGCACAUCAGUCUGAUUAUUUUGUUUAUUUUUAGUGGAAUAUGGAUGCAUUGGUGUCAGUUUAAAAAAAAUCUACAUAUUUUAGACAACCCUACACAUGUAAUGCUUUCAAAAUAAGGUAUAAACAUUUUAUAUACUAACAAUAUAUUUGCUACAAGUUAAAGUCCAGAAGUAUACACAAGAAUGACAACUUCUAUUGUUUAUUUUUUUGGGGGGUCACAGGGAAAUAUUUAUUGAUUUUAAUUGUCUCCAAAGUGUUCAAAUCAUGCAUCACUCAUUUUUGCACUUAAAAUUUUUCAUAUUUAUUCCAAGACGGUUUGAAGGUUCAAGAAUGAAAAUACAUUAGGGAGAAUAAUGUAUAACAGUUAUAAAAUGUCAUGUUGUAUUAAAGAGCUUAGUUAAAUGUUUUUUAAAUGUUUUUUAAAUGAUGAUGAAUGUGUCAAGAAUGCAUCUGUCAAGUUUUUUUUUUAGACUGAUUAGUAGUUUAAGCUUUUUCCAGGACUUUAGACCAUUUGAAAUGCGUUUAGAGACCCUUAUUGAAAAGGUGAUUUACUUCAAAAUCCAAAGCAUCAAUGAUAAGAACAUUUUUAUAAUAAACAUCUUUAAAGCUGCAUCAUCCAUACUGGUACAUGCAUUGCAUAUGUUGACAUUUUAUUAAAAUCAUUUUACAAUGAAGAAAAAUAACCAUAGUUAAAAAUUCAAAGACCUAAUUACUACCUUACAUGGGUCUGUUGAAUUUUGAGGAAAGUAUUGGUAAACCCAGACUGAUUGAAGUUGAUCCCUAUUAUUUAGGAAAUGGUUGUAGAUCAAGUGUCUUAAGAGACUGAAUUAUUCUAUCAGUGGUUAUAUGAGGUUUGAGACACUGAAAGGCAGUGAUUACUGCUGCUUUUAGCCUCCUUUACUUUGUAGGAGUGUAGUACACUUUCAGGAACAUACUAUGGAUUUUUUCAUUAGUGCAGAUACCUUAGGUAAAAAACAUUGUACAUUGCAGCCUGGGGCUUAUCAGUUUUCUAACAGCUGUGAAUACACUGGAGUGCACUGGAAGUAGGAAGACUACUGAAAACUCUUGCACUGGGAUUUUGUUUUUAAGACUCUUUUUAAAAGAAUAGUAGAAACAGAUUAUCCAUUCCAAAAUGUCUUUUAUCACAGAGCAAACAGAUGUCAGUAUCUCUUAUGAUGGUGGAAAAAAGGAAUUAAUACAAAUAAACUUUUCACAAUAUUAGA